CCGACGCAGAUGAGUACACCAAGUUAUGUCGCGCGGCGAAUUCCGGCUGUCCGGGUGAUGCCGAAUUAGUAAAUGCGCAAUGUGUGCGGCCAGUCGUCGCUGGUAGCGGCGUCACCACACUCGAUUUGACGCUCGUGGUUUCCGGUACCUACGUUCCAUCACUCAACGGAAAGAUUCCAUCUGCGAACUUUGAGUGGAGUUCGAGAUUGGCGACGGUUUUGGGCCUGCCUUUACAGGAGGUGCAGGUGGCCACGCUGUGGACGCCGCUUCCGACCGAAAUCGAAGCACUGAAGUGGAAAUGGCGCAGGCAAGGGCUAAAAGAACCCGGUGAACUACGUCGCCGCAAACUACUGCACCCAACUCCAAACAAAAACUCUGCUUCUAAACAAGAGGACGAGAAGGAAAACACGGAGGCCGAGGCACUACAACGGAAUAAAGCCUCAGCCGAAAACAUGAAACAAGCGAAAAUAAGUACGUCUGGUGCUGAGCCUGAGGACAUCUUGAAAAGCAGAAGCAAGAUGCGGACCGAAAAAACGAAUCGACCAAGACUACGCCGGACAUCCUUUUUUAGAAAACGCGAGCAUCUUCUGGAUGAGAAGAUCUCCAAGGACCAUCCACGAGCACGAUCACGAAUAGCCAAUACUUUUAAACAGACUUCACCGACCAAAGACGUUUGCACACCGUUGGCAAAAACUGGGGAAGAAGCAGCUGAGACAGACGCAAGAAAGCAACAUCAAAACCAAGGCAGAGCCAGAGGGCUCCAACUUGACCCCUCUUCGUCCGACCGACGGUUAGUGAUCGCCCUUCAUGUGGAAACCAGGCGGGGACUUGACAGUACGUGCUCCGACAUUUCUACCUUCGAUUGGACUAAGCUUCUAGGAAUCGUAGGUCACACCGUGACGCUGUUGCACGGUCCCGAGCUCCAAGCGCAUGCCCCGUCAGUCGGCACAUCACUCUCUAGUUAUCAGAACUGGCUCCAGCUGAAGACAACGCGUACAGCUUUGCCGCCUUUGCACACGGCAUGGGAGAUCAAUACGGAAAAGCGGCAUCUGGGGGUUACCGCGCUGACUUAUGGGCUCGGCAGACUCAUGUGAGAGAGUUCGCUCAAGUUAUAAGUACGCAAGAAGUUACUAGAUAGAAGAUCCUGGACGCCUGCGGUCUUUGAUACAACUACGGUUGUGCAUCUUCGUUAGGCAUAGUGCACGGAGGAAUGUAGCUCUAGCAGGGACGGAUGCCUAUUUUGUUUCCUAAACAACUCCCUUCAUAUCCAAGAGUAUGCCGAAGAGUGGAGCUACCUCAGCUGUAACCAGGCGCUUCCAAACAUGCGAGUUCCGACAGUCCUCACAUGUGAGCAUGUCUACCCGGAUACAACGAGUGAAGACCCUUCUGUUAUGGUGGUCAGUCUGUUUUCUCCACUCCUGCUUUGUGCCAUUUGUCUAAGUAAGGAUGAGUGGUCUUGAUCUUGAUAUACUUAGACAAUUGACAACAAACGACAGGCAUCGACAUUGACGCUAGAAGCUGAUUGGCAUUGGAAACUGUUAGUUUAUAUGGCAAGAAUGGCUUCUUCGGUAGUCAAGAUACGACUACUUUCGGCAGCAGAUUACUUUACUCUAACUCUGGCAGCAGUGUCCUCACGACAACCGUACAGUUUCAGCUUUCCUACAAAACACGAGAGAUGGACUUCUCCACCAUUACAAGUGUAACAGAACGCAUCAAAGAGUCGCUAGCGGGUAGCAUAUUCGGCGAUCGAAAUCUAGCGUCGACCAGAAUGUACACGGCGCAGGCCAACACAGAAGGCAAACUCGCAGGGGGAUUGAAGUAAGAGCUUACACUUCAUCCUCAAGUUCUUUUUAUGGAGAUACAAGCUUGUACUUGACGUUAGAUCGAGGAUCAGGUGGGAAAUUCAAGUACUUUUUACAACAGCUGUGGUACAGUUUAGACAUGCUCCUGCUCUGUGCGCGCCAUGAGAUUCGGAGAAGAUGCACAGACCUUUGUCAAACCCAACUCUGGCCGCAUAUAAUGAAGCUGGCGUUUAAAGAUGCACAGAUCUUUGUCAAACUAUAAUUUUUCCUAUUUUCAGUUAUAACGAAGCUGGCGUUAUGGUGCAGGCUUUCAUGCAAGCACCUGGCUGGAAGAGCUACGACUCAGAGGUUGGCACUAGCGCAAUUCAGAGCUUCUGCUGUUCAGAGGCCAACGGCCUCAAAUUUCGGCAGCAACUUUUUACGUAUCUUCAGACCGGUAUCAGCUCCGGUAGCAAUAACGCAUUCGAGGCCUUCGAACCAUACAUGGACACGAAAGACACGAGCUUCAUCGAUUUCUUAUGACUUGAAGAUGCAGUUUAGAAGCGUUGCCGCGGAUGGAGCAUCGGGGGAGGAGGCAAGGACAAGAAAAUAUCUGUCACGUGCAAGUUGAAAAAUGUCCAACUGAAGACGUCUCCCUGUCGUGUAUCCAGGAGCUUCGGAACUGUGUUGACAUCAGGCAAGUCCAUGUAAGUAGCUCCUUUCUUCAAAGCAAGCUCUAAAAUCUUGGAUUACAAGCCCACAAGUCCGAUAUUCCUAUCGUGUCGAAGGCCUCCUGAGUGUCUGUUCGGAGGACUUCGUCGCCAGUUCUCAAACUUCCUGCACCACGGACGCGCCGCUCGAAGGAAGUCCAGCGGCGACAAACAACAAUAUUUAUGCUGCUGGCAAGAUCAAGUAACAUAAACAUCUCUUUUUUUUCACUGGCCAGCCACAGGCUUUUUGUGAGUCAAAUUCUCAACACAUAAUUCAAAUUUUUGCCCUAUAGUAUACUGAAUCACAAUAUAAUUUUUGACGUAAUACUUGUGCUUGGUAAAAAAUUCUCCUCCAAUAGUACUUACACUUGUAGAUUUCUUUCUCCACCUCACGCAUCGGGACAGCUUUAACGAGUUGCUGGGAACAAUGCUGGCGGAACGACAUUAAGUGGCGCAGCCGCGACGCCGACUGCCGCGGAGCAGUUGUGCUUGAACCAAGACACAUACUGUGGCUGCGACGCAAACAACUGCAAGUGGAACGCGCUCAACGGCUGUGUCCUUUCCGCAGGUACAGCGAUCUCCUGCUCACAGUGCCCCACCAUGAUCGGGAAGUGUCCGAACGCUGCCUGCGCGGGAUUAACGACAGCCUGUCUGUGCGCAACGAGCAGCAUCUUUAAGACUUCCCGUAAGUCAUCUGGAGAAGCAUCUUGACACGUUUUCAAGGGGAAAACACGCCAAAGAUGCUCUCCAAGAUGAAUUGAGGCAAGCUCUAACAUGUGUGGUUGGGACAGUACGACCUUCAGCUGUCGGACAGGCGGGGUCGGCGUAUCGUGUGCGAGCUGCGCGACUCAACCGCAGUGCAUGCCGCCUUACAUGUAUGACGCGCAGAUGGAUAGAAGAUUCAUACAUAAGUACAACAGCACUUAUUAUAGUAAAUCUAAAUCAAUUAUAAGUAUUCAGGAAUGUGAAUACAUCAACAGUUCUACAUCCCUUACUUAAAUCGAUAGCGGAUAUCAUAUCAGCUAUCGACUUGCAAACCAGCAAAAGCAUGAUACAUGUUGGAAGGCUCAAUAUCUGAGACAUAGUUCGGCACUAGGAAUCCACACGAAAUGGUCUUGCUUACCCUUUCUUCCUUUUUCAUAUUUGUAUUUCUACCUUGCCUGCGACCCAGGGUGAAAUUCGCUUGUCGAUAUUGGAUAUUUCUCUCCAGUUUUCCGAGACUGUCGCUCUCGCGAGCACUGCAGCCACCAAGGCCUGGGCAACUGUUCGCUGUGCCGAUGUGACAGGUGUGAACCAAGGCGAAAGAAAUGUCGCGGCUACACAUCGCAUGCAGGGCGAGUACCUCCACUUCGAUCAAGUCUCCUUGCCAGUACUUGUGAAUUUGCUAGAUAGAGAUUGAGAUCGAUACAUAGAUUAGUCAUCUGCAUAGACUCAGAAUAAGCACGUUUACGUCAUGCAGCCAAGCUUCUAUUCGAAUGCCAAAUCAAAAGUUGAUUUCUUAUUUAUGUAGCUCUCUAGUUCAGUGCCCCCAGAGAGGAGUCGAACCCUAAAUUCCAAAUCAGCUCGAUGCCGUUCCGAACGCAGAAACACGGUCCUGUUGGCUGAAAAUCCUCGCGGAUUCUCUCUUUGAUGCACACGGCCUGGCCUUUCCCGGUGUCGACCACGAGUUUGUGUUGUUAGACUCGGUCCCGCCGUACUUAUCUAACUUCGGACCCCGUGUCAGUGCCAGGAUUCAGUCUGCCGAUGAUGCUCCAGACGACGACAAAUUGGAUACCGAAGUCCAAACGCACUUGACUAUGGUUUUCGCAGAACCAGUUCUAGUUGAUGUCAUGUCGCUCACCUCCUUGCCCUACUAUCGAAGAGCAGACCACCCAGACCAAGCGCAAUACCACACCAAGCUGCCCCACGCAGAGAUCCGACGACAGGGCACGCACACAAUCAAGAUUGAGCUUGUGACGGUACUGAACACGAUCCUGUGGGAAAUACCUUACGUUCUGCACAUUCCGGCGGCUUUGAUAACGGACUUAGCUGGGAACACUUUCGGAGGCAUACCGUGCAACGACGCACUCAGCGUUGUGUCUACUUGUUACGGGGCGCCGACCGAGUGGCAUUUCAUGAUGAAGCGAAGGGAGUACGCUGCCCCCGCUACAGCAGAGGCCGCCUCGGAAGCUGCAAUUACUACUGAUGAAGUACCUACAAUUACACCAGUGGUCUCCAACUCACUCAUGUCAAAUUGAAUUUAGAUCAAAGCGACGACGAUACUCAUCGUUCUUCUUCUUCUUUGACGUCAUGAAGCCAAAAACAAUAUCAUCACAGAUUAUUCUCAUUGCUGGUCUGGCUGCUGUGAUCAUCCUGUUUCUUGUGAUUUUGUACUGUCUCGCAAGACACUACCGGCGACAUCUCGAACGCAACGAAUAUCAAGUUAAUCCGACGAUUCAUUUUUCCUCUAGUAAAUAUCUUGCGGAAGAGCGUCGACGCUCGUACCUAGACCCCGACAUGCCUGGCAACGGGGUGUGGAAAAAUCUUCCGACAAAGGUUGCGCCAUCGGACGCAUACUUGCAACCACCGAGUACCGAUCCGUCCUUCCGUUCGGGUUCGCCAGCGGGAUCCGGCGUGGGCAGCAGCAACCCAGGCGGAACGCCGAGCGGGCAACGUGGUGCUGGUGGCAUGUUUUUUGAAGCCAACUUCAACUUUCCUUCUGGAGUCGGCGGAACGCCGGCGGGCGCAAGACAAGGCAGCAAAGUGAGUAAUGGAAGCGGGCCGAGUGGUGGUCCCGCUGGAGGAGGCACUAGCCAGAGAGUGCCGGGUGCGGGGGGAGAUCCUGCGAACAACGGCCCGCGUCAGGCGGAAGCAGAGGGAGAGGAGCGGACUAAACUGAACUGGCGAGCGGCAGCACGCGCUGCGAGGGCUUUCGAGCGUUCGUUCAUCCUCGGCGGGGGUGGCGAUAAACGGCUGCAUCGUCGCGCGAGCGCACCCGGAGAAGGCGCUGCACGCGAUGCGCGUGGUAGAGGCGGCAAUAAAUCUUCGGGAGUUUCUAGUUCAGAAGAUGAUACUGGCAGAGGACGGCGAAGCGGUGGCUUCUUUCGUAGCUCUGCGCCUGGAUCCGGAAAUGCAGGCGCCGGUGCUGGUGCACCAACGUCGCCGCGAAAACAGCCGAACAGUGGUAGUGCACAACAGCAGCAGCAGCAGAGCGAUGCCGCAGGCGAUCAACAACAGCGCGCGUCGUCGAAUCACGCGGGAGGCGAGCACCAGCGAGGUCAAGGUAGCAAACGGAAUUCCGGGGCAGCUGGAGGAGCGGGGGCGCAAGCGGGUAGCGCGCCAUCGGGGCACCAACAGCCAAGCGGUUCGAGACAUCGCCGUGCAAGUACGGGCGAUGUGUCUCAGGGAGGCGGAGCACAGAGUGGUCCAUCAAGCAAGCAACAAAGUACUCCCGCUGGUGGCGGCAGCAAAACAAACAACGGAGCGGGACAGCAGCGGCAAGGAGGCUCUGGUCAGCAACAGCCAAACGCAGGAGGACAGCAAAAACAGCAGAAGCAACGUCGUGCUUCUACUGGCAAUGCGGCAGGCCCUGGGCCGAGCGCUGGAGGCGCCAAAAACGAAGCGCCGCCAAACCCCACCUUCAAGAUCCCCCAACAUCCGGACGACCCAAACACCGCCAAGCACACCAAAGAAGUGGAGAGUAUUCUGAAGGCACAUGCAGGAAAGAAUUAAGGUUUACCGUAAUUCAUCCUAAGAAGCAUCAUUACGAAGGGGCAAAUGCGUUAAAGAUGCUUUUGAAGAUGAAUGGAAGUCAGCUCUAAACGAACGCGGAAGAGAAAAAGAAGGUACUCCGAGAUCUCCAACUCAAAUAUCAUCCAGACAAGAACGAGGAAAAAUUCGCGAAAACCGUUUUUCAAUUUGUGCAGGGCUCAAAACCGUGGUUUUUACAAGACAUCUAGGACAAGAAAACGUAUCAUGUCGCGAGGGCUAGACAAGAAAACGACCCUUGCUCCCGUCCUACUGCGCAUCUCGACCUUCUACUCUACUACCCUCCUUCGCCUAUCACUAUCAUUAUGUCUCUGGAAGUUCUUGCAACAUUUUUUCUCGAUUCGAUUCUUGUCAGUCAAUGAACGUCAAAUUGAACUCUUUUUCAUCGUUGUAAUUCUUCUUCUCUUUCUCUCUUGACAUUCUUGGUUGUCGUGCUUUUAUCCUUGUCUUGCAAUCUUGAUUGGGCUGCGUAGCAUGAAAGCACGAACGACGAAGCAGCACCAGAAAGUCUUGCGAUCUUGUUGCGGUUCUUUUUCUUGAUUGAUUAAAGUGGUAGUGAAAGUCGUGGUUGCCAAAGCGUCCGCACUACCGUUGAAGUUGUAAGUAUCAGUGCUAGAAAAUAGAACUGCCAGCCAGUGGUGUCUUCGCUCGCUGUUUCAACUUGCUUCAAGUAAUCCAUGAGUACUUUUUAUCAGAGCUGCUCUGAAUCUCAGCAAGCAGGCUGCUGUUGCUCUGAUGCCGACCCUUUCUGCCUUCUAGAAGAUGAUCGUAACUCUAAGUACUAAACAACGAUCCUGCUCCCUGGUAUUGUGCUCUUAGUGAAAACGCC
This is a messenger RNA of Amoebophrya sp. A25, 7067 nucleotides long. Lineage: Eukaryota; Dinophyceae; Syndiniales; Amoebophryaceae. The record is from the annotation of a GenBank genome assembly.